AUGGAUACAGAUGUCAUAUCUGCUGCAAUAGAUUUUGGAUUACAAAAGUUGUCAUUUACUGAAAUCAAAAUUAACCAGAGAAAAGUUGUAGAAAGCUUUUUGGCAGGCAAAGAUGUAUUUUUUUGUUCACCAACUGGAAGUGGCAAAUCACUAACUUUUGAAAUAGCACCUUUUGUAUUUAAAUAUUUACAGAAGAAUGAUAUGUGCAUUGUACUUGUUAUUUCGCCUCUAACAUCUUUAAUGCGAACACAGACUCAAGCAUUGAAUAGAAAAGGGAUUAAAGCAGUAUAUUUGAAGGACAUUACCUCACCAUCUAAUUUUGAAGACAGCCUAACAAAUCUUUCCUUAGGAGAUGUGAAGGAAGGAAAAAUUGACAUUAUUUUCUCCAGUCCAGAGGCACUUAUUGGACACGAAAGAAAAUUACUGUUGGAUUUGGCAAAGAAAAGUUUUAUCAAGACAGUAUUUGUAGAUGAAGCUCACUGCAUAAAAAAGUUUGGGCUUCCAGAUAAAAAGAAGAAGAAAUUGGCAUAUAGACCAUGUUAUGGCCGACUUGACGAAAUUCGUUCACUUGUUGGGGGUCAUGUACCAGUAGUGGCUCUAACAGCAACAGCUACAGAGGAAACCAAAGCUGUCAUUAAAAAGCAACUUUGUAUGGAUAACUGCUCUGAGAUUAUGGUAAAUCCUGACAAAAAGAAUGUGACAUACUGGGUACAUAAUUUACCUUCAGAUGAUAUUUACUUCAAAGAGGGAGGACCAAAUGAUAACAGAAAUUAUCGCCUUUUUGACAUGUUCCACAUGAAAACCGAUGAUGACGUAAAAGAUUUUAUUUGUACAUCCUACAUGAAUCCAAAUGGUAAUAUUAGAGUUGUUCUAUGUUCAACAUCCUUUAGCAUGGGUCUAGAUGUAAAAGGAGUGGAUACAGUUAUACAUUAUGGUCCAGCUAAUGAUGUUGAUGACUAUGUACAAGAAUCUGGUCGUGCUGGUAGGGAACUUUCGCAACUGUUACAAUGCAAUGCUAUUCUACUAACUUACAAAAGAUGUUUAGGAAGUCAAAAUAUAUUCCUAUCUAUGAAAGAAUAUGUUAAAUCUAAAACCUGUAGACGGGCAUUUAUUCUAAAUAUAUUUAAAACAAUUGUUGAACAUGCACAUAUACCUCACUUUUGUUGUGAUAUUUUUCGUCUCUCAUGCAAAUGUGCAUGCAGUUGUGAAGAUGAAUGUGUAUGUACAAACACUUGCAAUCAAGUUCUCCCUAAAAUAAACACAGCUAUUAUGUCAAAUGAGGACAAUGAUGAUAGUGAUGAUAACGAUGACAAUGACAUUACCGAUUUCGAUGAUAUGUUUUCAAGUGAUAGUGACAGUGAUGUUUUAGAAUCGUCAACAAGAAAACCACAAGUCAUUUACAGUUCAGAUGACGAAAUGUUUUGAAACAAUAAAAUUGUUCUGCUAAUAGAAAUGUUUGUUUUGAAACUUUUUUUAAACUAGCACCAAUCCAGUCUCUAACAAACUCCAUGUCUAGCUCUGUAAGGGGAUUUUCCUUCAUGUUUGGAUAGGCAUAAUGUGAUCGGCCAGGAAUGAAAUCGAAUAAAUUACAUGCCUGGAAUUGUCUGACCAAAGUUAAAAUGUCUAUUUCCUUGUCACAUGUUUUAUGUCGUCCUGAUGGAACAUGCACUUUACACAUUUUGUCAAACUGUUUGAUAAUUUCGUGGACUUUCAUAGCACUCUUACUGACUCUCGAAACCACUUUCUCAGUAAAAACACCUCUGUAACUAUGGGCAGAAUCUUUAAACACCUUAUUACAAUGUUCAACAUCUAAAUCAUUUGGAUGAUUUGUAUUUGCGUCCCCCUUAUGGUUUACAGUUCUGUUCCAUAUCAGUCUGUGUGCAUGGCGUUCUGUUAACAAAACUUCAGUUUGGGCUAUAGU
Molecule: messenger RNA, 1921 nt
Organism: Mytilus trossulus (common blue mussel)
Lineage: Eukaryota; Metazoa; Mollusca; Bivalvia; Mytilida; Mytilidae
Exons: 3
Coding region: 1-1425 (474 amino acids)
Biological process (GO): double-strand break repair via homologous recombination
Cellular component (GO): cytoplasm; chromosome; nucleus
Molecular function (GO): 3'-5' DNA helicase activity; ATP binding; nucleic acid binding
Source: RefSeq, a predicted model, not a curated record